GGUGGUACUCCAUCUUAACUUGCUCCAAGUUCGCCCUUCACUUCCUUGCUGAACAGAGGAUCGUUUGACUUUUCUGAUAGAAUACAAUGUCACAAGAGGAACAAGUACCGUCAGUGGAUCAAAUUGAUGAUGAAGAACCAGAGCAGACUCCUGGCUACAAGCCUCCAGCUCAAAAAACACUCGAUGAAAUCUCAAAACUCGAUGCUGACGACGAGUCGUUAGUCAGAUACAAGCAGGCCCUUCUUGGCGAUGCGAAUAUUAGCAAAGGUGAGGGUCCAAAUGUAGUGGUUGAGAAACUAUCCAUUGUAGUCGAUGGUCGCGAAGAUGUGGAAAUCGACCUGACUGGUGAUCUGAGCAAAUUAAAGGAUAGGUCUAUAACAAUAAAGGAGGGAACAGCGUAUAGAUUGAAAAUAACGUUUAAGAUAAACCAUGAGAUUGUUGCUGGAUUAAAAUUUUUUCAACUUCUCUAUAGGAAAGGCAUAAGAGUUGAUAAAACAAGCUUAAUGGUGGGUAGCUAUGGUCCAAAACCCGAGUCACAAACAUUUCUAGCACCUCCAGACGAAGCCCCUUCAGGCAUGCUUGCAAGAGGGCACUAUACAGCAAAAAGCAAGUUCACAGAUGAUGAUAAAAACUCCGUUCUUGAGUGGGAAUGGUCAUUUGACAUUAAGAAAGAUUGGGAUUAAUUUGCUUUCUACUUUUGAUAACAUUAAAAAACUAAACCUUAAAAUCACCAUCAUAUUUUUUUUGUGAAUGAUCUGAGCUGCAGUKAAUCCAUUAAACAUUUUAAAAGUUCUUCUAUCUCAAUUUCAACUCUAAUGAAUUGAUGUGAAUGUAGACGCAUAGGAUUUGAUCCGUUUACUGCUGAAUAACUAAAUUUCAUAAAAUUAAAAUAGCCUUUUGUCAUUACC
Messenger RNA from Exaiptasia diaphana, 908 nucleotides. Its product is annotated as rho GDP-dissociation inhibitor 1. The coding region runs from base 87 to 683 and encodes 198 amino acids. The transcript has 5 exons. NCBI's taxonomy places the organism in Eukaryota, Metazoa, Cnidaria, Anthozoa, Actiniaria, Aiptasiidae. Gene Ontology annotation, cellular component: membrane; cytosol; cytoplasm. The record is from RefSeq and is a predicted model, not a curated record. Gene Ontology annotation, biological process: Rho protein signal transduction. Gene Ontology annotation, molecular function: protein binding; Rho GDP-dissociation inhibitor activity.